Messenger RNA from Cataglyphis hispanica, 2046 nucleotides. Its product is annotated as histidine-rich glycoprotein-like. Lineage: Eukaryota; Metazoa; Arthropoda; Insecta; Hymenoptera; Formicidae. The coding region runs from base 113 to 895 and encodes 260 amino acids. The transcript has 5 exons. The record is from RefSeq and is a predicted model, not a curated record.
ACGAGAGGAAAUAUCCGCUCAAUAAAUUGAAGCCACAGUUGUGAGCGUAUUUCAGUGUCUUGUCUUGUCUUCCGGACGCACUUCCAGUUCUACGCUCAUAAAAGUUACUAAAAUGACGUCUCGUUUUGGCGUUUUGAGGAUAUUGUGGUUGCUGUUGACUCUCACGGCCCUUCUUGAUGGUUCGCCAGCGAUUAAAAAGAAACGUAAAGCACCGACCAAUUUCCGGUACUCCGAGGAUCUAGACGCGGAAGCUACGAAUCACGAAGGCGGCGACAAACAUCACGUGGAGGGUGUCGGCUCGAAACACGAAGAGGAUCACCACGACACGCAUAGUCACAAAGACGACAAGGGUUACAAGACUUUCCACGAGUUUGAGAGCAGCGAUAAGGGCCACCACGAUAAGGAGAAGCACAAGCACGAGUAUGAUGAGGAGAAUGGUGAAGAGAAGAAGAAGCACGAAGAGGCUGGUCAUUUCGGUGAGGAGCAUCACGGAGAGGAAAGCGAGAAAGACGCGAAAUUCGGUGAAGAGGGAAAACACCAGAAGGGAUACAGUACGAAGGGAGAACACAGCGUCUUCAAGAAGGAUGAAUAUGAGAAGAAACAUGAUUUUUAUGACGAAUAUCACGAAGACGGAGGAAGUGAAAAGCAUGGUGGUUGGCACGAAGAACAUGAGGCACAAACGGGUGGCCAUAAAAAACAAGGCAAUCUGCAUGCAGGACAUCACGAAGGACAUCAUGGCGCGGAGAAGAAGCACGAGGGAGGCCAUCAUCAUCACGAGAAGAAAGGUCAUAAAUCGGCUGAGGGACAAGAGAAUCAUCAUGAACAUCACGAAAGACAUGGUAACAAAGGCGGUCAUGCAUCAGGGCACAAAUUUUCUAAAUCAAAUCAUCAUUGACGAGAGACGUCACGAAACUUAUCCUUACAUAAUCAUCGAACAUAUUUUAUUUAUAUCUAUUUUAAUAAAAAUUUCGUGAUCAAUUCGAGGCUGCACGUUAGGAAUAAUAUUGAGUGGCGUAUGUCAGAUGCAUCAAAGUUAUCAAAAAUUAUUAUAAUAACAAUUUUAUUCUUGUCAAGGAUGUAAUACACAAAUUUGCCUGCAGGGAUUCUAUAGUUAUAUAAUAAAUAAGUUUUUUUAUUUUUUUAACAUAUCUAUUUUAUAAUAUUUUAAAUAUAUACUUAAUAUAUUAAAUUAUACUUAAUAUAUUAAAUAUAUAUUAUUAAAAUAUCUUUAAACAUAACGCUUAUAAAACGUAAGUGAAAAUGUUUUCGGUAAAUGUAAUUGUCUAUCUAGACUGCGAAAAUGCACAGUCGAACGAGUUUCGCGAAUGUAACGCUGUCAUUUAUUUUAUUGCGGCGAUCGUUGAGAAAAGUGAAAAUAUUAGAAAAGACCGUAAAAUCGGUCGCGCUUCGAUGCGCGUUAGUACACAAACAAAACAUGUACAUGUACACAAACAAAACAUGUACAUUCUGACGCAGCUGUAUGGUAUCGAGGCGACCUUGCGAGUCUUGCUGUUCUUUAAGGAUACAAAACUAUAAUUUAUAUUUUAUGAUAGAGAAAAAUAUAUAAUGUAAAAAAUAUAUAAAAUAUAAAAAAUAUAUAUCUUUACAUACAAUUGUAAUAUUACUUUAAUUAAAAUCUGAAAAAUUAUGUUCUUGCAUAUUUGUAAUAGCGUCAUUCAGUUUAUCAUAAGCAUUAAAUAGCAUCUAAACAGAUUACUAGAUGUAUUCUGGAAGAAAAUCUUUUAAUCCUAAUUUAAUGGACAAACACACGCACACAAGGCUUUCUGUGAGAUUAUUUUUUGCGUGGAAACUUCAAUCUCGAUUAAAAUAAAUGAAUAUUUAAAUGGGAGUAAUUAACGGAAAAAUUACUAACACUAAAUUAAAUAGAUAUCUAUAUAUAAGUGAAAUAAUUAAUAAGAAUUAUUAACUAACUUUAUCGCAAUUAUGUGACAUGUUCAGCGAUUUAUGGAAUGCAAAAUGAUGAUAGUUUUGUAUACAAGUCUCUGUAAUAAGAUGAAAUAAUUAUAUAAUUAUUAUAAAAACAUA